AUGAUAACUGCAGCUCUACACGAACCUCAGAUUCACAAACCGGCAGAUACUUCUUCAACCGUCGUCUCCGACAAUGCGCCUCCUACGCCUCGAAUAUUCCGAUCAAAGCUCCCGGACAUUGACAUUCCCAACCACCUCCCUCUCCAUACUUACUGCUUCGAAAAAAUUUCCUCUGACUCGGACAAGCCUUGUCUAAUCGUGGGAUCCACCGGGAAAAGCUACACAUACAGCGAGACUCACCUCACCUGCCGGAGAGUCGCUUCCGGAUUGUACAAAAUGGGAAUCAGAAAAGGUGACGUCAUCAUGAUCCUCCUUCAAAACUCCGCCGAAUUUGUUUUCUCAUUCAUGGGUGCUUCCAUGAUCGGUGCCGUCUCCACAACGGCAAAUCCUUUCUACACUUCUCAAGAGAUUUACAAACAGCUCAAAUCUUCCGGGGCUAAGCUCAUCAUCACUCACUCUCAUGACGUCGAAAAAUUGAGAAACUUUGACGACAAAACCAAACUCGGAGAAGACCUCACGGUGAUCACCACGGACGAGCCAACGCCGGAGAAUUGUCUCCCAUUCUCCGCACUCACUGAGGAGACAAACCCACAAGAAAGAUCAGAAUCUGUUGACGUCGGCGGUGAUGAUGCGGCGGCACUUCCUUUUUCUUCUGGCACGACGGGGUUACCAAAAGGAGUUGUUUUGACACACAAGAGCUUAAUCACGAGCGUUGCGCAACAAGUAGAUGGAGAUAACCCAAAUAUUUACCUGACAUCAAACGACGUCGUACUAUGCGUUUUGCCUCUUUUCCACAUCUACUCUCUCAAUAGCGUUCUUCUCAAUUCCUUACGAGCCGGUGCGACGGUUCUUCUGAUGCACAAAUUUGAGAUCGGGGCAUUGUUGGAUCUAAUCCAGAGACACAGAGUGACAAUAGCAGCUCUUGUUCCGCCUCUUGUUAUCACUUUGGCGAAGAACCCUACCGUUAACUCUUACGACCUUUCUUCCGUAAGAUUGGUUCUCUCCGGUGCAGCUCCCUUGGGGAAAGAUCUUCAAGAUAAUCUACGUCGUCGCCUCCCUCAAGCCGUUCUUGGUCAGGGAUAUGGUAUGACGGAGGCAGGGCCAGUCAUGUCAAUGAGUCUUGGGUUUGCUAAAGAACCAUUCCCGACAAAAUCAGGCUCUUGUGGGACUGUGGUUCGAAACGCAGAGCUUAAAGUGGUUCACCUUGAGACACGUCUCUCACUUGGCGUCAACCAACCUGGUGAGAUUUGUAUCCGUGGUCAACAGAUCAUGAAAGAGUACUUGAACGAUCCAGAAGCCACGUCGGCAACAAUAGACGAAGAAGGUUGGCUUCACACAGGUGACAUUGGGUAUGUGGAUGAAGAUGAUGAGAUCUUCAUUGUUGAUAGACUCAAAGAGGUCAUCAAGUUCAAGGGCUUUCAGGCAAGUCCAUUCUAUUAUUAA
Molecule: messenger RNA, 1443 nt
Organism: Microthlaspi erraticum
Lineage: Eukaryota; Viridiplantae; Streptophyta; Magnoliopsida; Brassicales; Brassicaceae
Source: the annotation of a GenBank genome assembly